AUGUCAUCUCCGGAUUCGCUGAGAUGGGACAGAGGCCAGGCCUGGACCCAGAGCAGAGACACCCCCCCAGACACAAGAGAGGACAUUUCUUCAAGCAAAGUAAGAGGAGUAAGUUACGGUAACACAGAGAUCAUGGAUGGUCAUGAAGAGAUCUCUCGCCUUCUUGAGGUUGAAAAAACCCUGGAAGAGCAGCUGAAAGUCAACGCUGAACAGAAGCAGAGACUGAAUGAGCUGCAGCAGACGAUCCACGAGCAAGACGCCAAAGUCAAUGAGCUCGAGGAGUUCUUGGAGCAAAGAGACGCCCUCAUCGACUUCGGGAAAGGUCUGCUCCAGAAAAAGGACAAAGACACCAAGGAUCUGGCUCGGGAGGUCCGCAACAGGGUCAAUGCUUAUGUGGGAGACCUCAUGAAGGAAAAGAUUGAACUCCAGAAUUGCUGUGUCUUCUUAAAGAAAGACCAGGCCUAUCUGCGAGACCAGCUGGACCAAGCGGACGAGCAGCAUCAGCAAGACCAGGAUCGAAAUGAGAAGCUUGAGGCUGAAGUUUCAAAAAUGAAAAAUCAACUGAAGCGGCAGGAACUGACAGAACAGGAACUCACACAGACUGUUCUAGAAAGAAACGCCCUCCAGAGGACAGUAGAUGAACUGAAGGAGUUCUUGGAGCAGAGAGACGCCCUCAUCGACUUUGGGAAGGAUCUGCUCAAGGAGAAGGACAAAGACUCCAAGGAUCUGGCUCGGGAGGUCCGCAACAGGGUCAAUGCUUAUGUGGGAGACCUCAUGAAGGAAAAGAUGGAACUCCAGAAUUGCUGUGUCUUCUUAAAGAAAGACCAGGCCUAUCUGCGAGACCAGCUGGACCAAGCGGACGAGCAACAUCAGCAAGACCAGGAUCGAAAUGAGAAGCUUGAGGCUGAUGUUUCCAAAUUUAAAGACAAACUGAAGCGGCAGGAACUGACAGAACAGGAACUCACACAGACUGUUCUAGAAAGAAACGCCCUCCAGAGGACAGUAGAUGAACUGAAGGAGUUCUUGGAGCAGAGAGACGCCCUCAUCGACUUUGAGAAGGAUCUGCUCAAGAAGAAGGACAAAGAGUUCAAGGAUCUGGCUCAGGAGUUUCAAAAUAAGGUCAAUGCUUAUGUGGGAGACCUCCUGGAGAAUUACAUCCAUCUAAAGGUUCACUGUGUGGACUUGGAGGACGAUGCAGUAUGUCUGCAACAACAACUAGACAAAGCAGACCAGCAACAUUUAGAAGAUGAAGUUAGAAAUGCGGAGCUGGAAUCUGAACUCGCGAAGACAAAGAAGCUCCAGCAACACCAGCAGCAGAGGAUCCAGGAGCUCGAAAGAACAAGUCAGGAUCUGGAGGAGCAGUUGGACGAGGCGGAGAGAUGCCACAUUCAAGACGCGGUGGAAAACCUGAAGAAUGUGGGUGAACUUGGAGAGACACAAAGAAAACUGAAAAAGUCUGAAGCUGAGAACGAGGCCCUGAAAACAGAGAUACAGAAUGAGCAGGACAAGAUUAAGAAGAAGACAAAGAAGAGGAGCUGGUGGAAGUGUUGGGAGUAA
Messenger RNA from Knipowitschia caucasica, 1557 nucleotides. Lineage: Eukaryota; Metazoa; Chordata; Actinopteri; Gobiiformes; Gobiidae. The record is from the annotation of a GenBank genome assembly.